Eucalyptus grandis is the source of this 2602-nucleotide messenger RNA. Its product is annotated as LEAF RUST 10 DISEASE-RESISTANCE LOCUS RECEPTOR-LIKE PROTEIN KINASE-like 1.2. The record is from RefSeq and is a predicted model, not a curated record. Bases 150 to 2141 code for a protein of 663 amino acids. NCBI's taxonomy places the organism in Eukaryota, Viridiplantae, Streptophyta, Magnoliopsida, Myrtales, Myrtaceae. Gene Ontology annotation, biological process: protein phosphorylation. The transcript is spliced from 5 exons. Gene Ontology annotation, molecular function: polysaccharide binding; ATP binding; protein kinase activity.
CGUUCGGUAUUCCUCUCUUCAAAGUCGAUGAACCAGCCUGGAGUUCUAGGACUAGUUCAGACCAACCCCAUUUUGACUUUUCUGCAAAUUGCUUUCCACACCCUCUCCUGCCUGUUUCUGCAAUCCUCUCUGCCUCCUUCCAGUCCCAAAUGAAUCUCCAAAGCUUCAUCUGCGGAGCUUGUUGUCGUUGCUUGGUCCUUGUCGUCGUCCUUGCCAGCAUAGUCUAUCAGGCUGUAGCGAAUGAUGCGAAGUAUGAGGCCUGCGCACCUCAGAACUGCGGAGACGGCCUGAAUAUCAGCUACCCUUUUUGGAUUUCGGGGGAGCAAGAGUCCUAUUGUGGCUAUCCGAAUUUUGAGAUUACCUGUGUAGAGAAAUACCCUGUCCUGAAUUUCCCAGAGGGUGAGUUCUUCAUUAACGAAAUCUUCCAUGUGAACCAUUCUAUCCUCGUGGUUGAUGCCCUCGUGCACAAUGACACCUGUGGUGCUCCGCCUUCAUUAUAUCAGCUUCGAAGGACGCCUUUCAAUCUGAGUUCCACUAAUGCCGAUUUCUUCUUCUAUUAUAAUUGCACCUUGCCGCUGCCACAAAAUUUUGCAUAUCCAGUGAGCUGUGCUAGCAACUACGCCAACUAUUCUUUUGCUCUUUUCCCCAAGGAAGCAUUGCAAGACCCGGAUGUGCAUUAUGCCGUCCACUCCUGCAGUUCUCCAGUUAGUGUACCUGUUCAUGUUAAUGCAAAUACCACUAGCUUGGCGACUAUGGAUUACCGUAAGAUUAUGGAGAUGGGGUUCCUUUUGAACUGGACCGCAAUUGAUUGCAGUGACUGUGAGGAAAGUGAGGGACGGUGUGGAUUCGAGAACAAUAAUUUCGUUUGUUUUUGCCAAGAUGGCCCUCAUUCUCAAACCUGCAAUGAUGGAGAACCAAAUAAAGGACGGAAACUAGUAGUAGGUUUUGCUUCAGCAGGUGGAACAGCAGGCGGAAUUGUGAUCAUAGCAAUUAUUAUCUUCAUCUAUCGAUCUCGCCAAAGAAAAAAAUAUAAGCAGUCAUCCUUUGCCUCAGGAAGCACCUCCUCAAUUUACUCCUCCAGGACAGAUUUUGAGAAGGGCAGUGUCUACCAUGGAUUGCCCAUCUUUGACUACAACGAACUUAAGAAUGCUACAAACAAUUUCGAUCCAGCAGCGGAACUUGGUGAUGGAGGCUUUGGCACUGUUUUCAAAGGCAAACUUCAAGAUGGGCGUGUAGUUGCAGUCAAGAGAUUGUAUGAAAGCAACUACAAAAGAGUUGAGCAGUUCAUGAAUGAAGUCGAAAUACUUGCUCGCUUACACCACCCAAAUCUAGUCUCACUGUAUGGCUACACCUCCCGGCACAGCCGUAGACUCCUGCUUGUGUAUGAAUAUGUGCCAAACGGCACAGUGGCUGAUCAUAUUCAUGGCGAUUUAGCUAAACCCAGCUCGCCCCCAUGGUCCACCCGUUUGAAAAUAGCCAUAGAAACUGCAAACGCAUUGGUGUAUCUCCACGCAUCUGAUGUUAUCCAUCGAGAUGUGAAGACCAACAAUAUCCUGCUGGACGAGAAUUUCACUGUCAAGGUUGCGGAUUUCGGUUUGUCGCGCCUCUUCCCAUUGAAUGCCACUCAUGUUUCAACUGCUCCUCAAGGGACACCAGGUUAUGUCGAUCCAGAGUACCACCAAUGCUACCAGUUGACUGAGAAGAGCGAUGUAUAUAGCUUUGGAGUAGUCUUAAUGGAGCUCAUAUCUUCCUUGCCAGCCGUUGAUAUCAUGAGGCAUCACCACGAGAUAAAUCUAUCCGCCCUGGCCAUUAACAAGAUCCAAAGCCAUGCGUUGCACGAGCUUGUAGAUCAAAAUCUUGGGUUUGAUACAGUCAAUAGGACUAGAGAAAUGAUUACUGCGGUGGCAGAGUUGGGGUUCCGGUGCUUGGAAGAAGUCCACGACAUGAGGCCAUCCAUGGAAGAGGUAUUGGAUACACUAAAGGAAAUACAAAACCGUGGAGACAACAUGGAGAAGUCAGACCAAACGGAUAAUAUAUCAGAUGAUGCUGUUCUGUUGAAGAACAAUCCAUUAACAUUUUCGCCGGUUUCGGUCGCGGCGAAAUGGGUUAGCAAUGAUUCGACACCCAAUGCCAGUGGUUAGGUUGCCAUUGCAGGAGACGAGAUCUUUUGAAGAUUGCUGAUUUGUACAGUAGUGAGGUAAUGUGCAUGAGCGAGGUAAAGAGGACAGCCACAUGGUAUUUUUCCUUUGUUUGUUAUCAUAUUCUUCCAUACCGGGCAUCUUUACUGAGAUGGGAAUAUUAUGUGGAUGAGAUAUAGCAGUUGGCACACUUUCAUCUUUGUUUUCUCUUCUAAAUUGAGCAUGAGAGCUUAGCCUCUCUUUUUGGGUAGGUACGUGACCACGAAACAGUUCAACAUUGACUUCUAUAGUGUGUUGAAUGUCUCGUUCAUACCAUCCACGGCAUUGCCCGAAAAGCUUUGUUUGGAUUUCUGCCUAAAAUGAUACAUGAACCGAGAGCGAUCUGAUAGAAUAGCCAUGGCUUCUGUUCUUCCUAGUUUUUCCAUGGAAGCAAUUGCAGGAAAUGGAUUACUAUUCUACCACCA